CUUUGAAAGAGGGAAAGAAAUAAAACCUGAACGGAGUAGGACUGGGGCAAAAGUCUGAGAUCAUUGCUAUGGAAGUGCAAUUUCUCAUUCCGUGUUUCCCUCAGAUUUUGCGUGCAAAGCUAUCGCUGCUGCGUUCUUCCCUUUCUUCUCCAAAGAUCGUUUCUUUUUCACACAUUCCUCAACUCAAAAGGUUGGCACAACUUUUUCUGGUUCUGGUUGUAGAUUCUAGGGUGGCUGAAGGAAGAUAUAUUGUUAUUUCAAUUUCAUGGAUGAGUGUAUAUAUAUUAGUUCGUCAGAUGAUGAUGAGUUGGAGGAGAUAGAUCCGCAAUGGGCUACAAUUACUGAGAGGAGUUCAGACUAUGGUAGGCGGGAUAAUUCUUCGAGAGGGGCUAAUAGUUCAAACCUUAGUUCUUCUAGUGUUUAUAAUCAUUCACAAAUCAAACCUCAUACACUACCUGUGUCCAGUACCAAUGCACUGAACCACAGAAUUGAACAAAGAGAUGAACCUUCCUACCAUGCUCAGAAUGGAAACAGAAGUAUGCAAGCUUUCAAGAGGACCCUUCCUUCAACUCUUCAGCCUUCUGCAACAAGGGCUCUUCCUUCUCCUUUAUUUGUGUCAGACAUCAGAUCAAGCAGCUUAAAAGAUAACACAGGCACUAGUCAUGUUCAUGAUGCAUUUAAGAAUCGUCGCCAGGGAGUAGGGCCUAGCAUAUCCGGUGACAGGGGCUACAUUCGUGACAGUCUUAUCAGGGGCCAUGACGAAGGUCAUUCAUUGUAUCAAAAUGGUGGGAACAGGAUUCUUCCACCAUCUUUGGUGCUUGGAAAGGCCAUAACUCCACACUUUGCAAUUUCUAGUGAAUCUGCAUAUCGUUCUGGAAUAGGUGAUGAAAGGUCUGCUGAAAGUGAUGAGAGACUUAUUUAUGAGGCAGCAUUACAGGAUAUCAGUCAACCUAAAACAGAACAUGACUUACCUGCUGGUGUAUUGUCUGUCUCUCUUCUGAGACAUCAGAAAAUUGCAUUGGCUUGGAUGCUUCAGAAGGAAACCAAGAGUUUGCAUUGCUUGGGGGGGAUUUUGGCUGAUGAUCAGGGCCUUGGGAAGACAGUAUCAAUGAUUUCACUCAUUCUGGCAUUGAGGUCAUUACAGUCAAAAUCAAAAACAGAUGAUGUGCGCAAUUAUAAAACUGAAGCUUUUAAUUUGGAUGAUGAUGAUGACAACGGUGGUAUAGAUGUGGAAAAGCAUAAAAAUAGUGUGGAAGCUGAUGAUUUGUUUCCUAAUAGAGAACCUAGCAGUUCAAUACAUGCACCUAGUAGAAAAAGGCCAGCUGCUGGUACCCUAGUUGUCUGCCCUGCCAGUGUUAUGCGGCAGUGGGCCAGGGAACUUGAUGAAAAAGUUGGAGAUGAAAAGCUUUCUGUUUUAGUUUAUCAUGGGGGCAGUAGGACUAAGAAUCAUCUAGAACUUGCAAAAUUUGAUGUGGUUCUAACAACAUACUCUAUUGUGACUAAUGAAGUUCCUAAGCAACCAUUAGUUGAUGAUGAUGAUAUUGAGGACAAAAAUGGGGAAAGGUUUGGGUUAUCCUCUGAGUUUACUGUUAAAAAAAGGAAAAAACCAAUUAACGGAAGUAAGAAGGGUAAAAAGGGUAGAAAAAGAAUUGACAGUUCUAUGAUAUGUCCUUCUGGCCCUCUUGCAAAAGUAGGUUGGUUUAGGGUUAUUCUAGAUGAGGCUCAAACAAUAAAAAAUCAUAGAACUCAAGUGGCUAGAGCUUGCUGCAGCCUUAGAGCCAAAAGAAGGUGGUGCUUAUCUGGAACGCCUAUUCAAAAUACUAUUGAUGAUUUGUAUAGCUACUUUAGAUUCUUGAAGUAUGAUCCUUAUGCUGCAUAUAAAUCAUUCUACAACACCAUAAAGGUUCCUAUUUCCCGAGAUCCCAUUCAAGGUUACAAGAAACUUCAAGCAGUUUUAAGGGCCAUAAUGCUACGUCGUACAAAAGGAACUUUGCUUGAUGGGAAGCCAAUAAUCAAUUUGCCUCCUAAAACAAUUGAGCUCAGUAGUGUGGAUUUCUCCGUUGAGGAGCGAGCCUUCUAUACUAAGUUGGAAUCAGACUCACGCACUCAAUUUAAGGCAUAUGCUGCUGCUGGGACAGUGAACCAAAACUAUGCUAAUAUUCUUUUAAUGCUCUUACGUCUUCGACAGGCUUGUGAUCACCCACGUCUUGUUAAAGAUUUCGAUUCUGAUCCUGUUGGGAAGGAUUCUGUUGAAAUGGCGAAAUCUCUUCCACGGGAAUUGCUGAUUAAUCUGUUUACUUGUUUGGACGCAACCUUUACCAUCUGUCAUGUUUGCAAUGAUCCCCCUCAUGGCCCUGUUAUUACAAUGUGCGGCCAUGUUUUCUGUUAUGAAUGUGUACAGGAAUAUUUGUCUGGUGAUGAUAAUACGUGCCCUGCUGUUAAUUGUAAAGAAAUAAUCGGUGAUGAUCUUGUUUUCUCCAAAGUUACUUUGAAGAGUUGUAUCUCUGAUGAUGGUGGCACUUCUAGUUCUUCAGAUUCACAUCUUAGUGAUUAUUUGCUAGUGCAGCGAGAUGAUUACAUUUCAUCUAAAGUCAAAGCUGUUCUUGAGGUUUUGCAGUCAAAUUGUAACGUGAAAAUAUCUAAUUCUGACUUAUCGAACUCUGGAUGUUGUAGAGAUUUGCCGUCAUCUUCUGUUGAUCUAGAUCUUGAUGACAAUGAUUCAGAGGCUAGGGUUGCAAAACACACAAGAAAGUAUUCAGAGUCCACAACUCAAGGACCGAUAAAGGCUAUAGUUUUUUCCCAGUGGACUAGCAUGUUGGAUUUAGUUGAGACAUCAUUGUGUCAAUUUGGUAUACUGUACAGGAGACUUGAUGGUAGGAUGACUCUGGCUGCAAGGGACAAAGCUGUUAGGGAUUUCAAUACUGAACCUGAGAUAACUGUUAUGCUGAUGUCACUAAAGGCAGGAAAUCUUGGUUUGAAUAUGGUUGCUGCUUGUCAUGUUAUUCUUUUGGAUCUUUGGUGGAAUCCAACAACUGAAGAUCAAGCUAUUGAUCGAGCCCAUAGAAUUGGGCAAACUCGUCCUGUUACUGUGACAAGGAUUACUAUAAAAAAUACCGUUGAAGAUCGGAUACUGUCUCUUCAGGACGAAAAGCGAAAAAUGGUUGCAUCUGCUUUUGGGGAAGACCAUGCUGGUGGGUCUGGAACUCGCCUUACAGUGGAUGAUCUGAAAUAUCUCUUCAUGGUCUAGAUUUGGUAGGAGAGGCUUGGUUGAUCCAAGUGGUAAUUUGAUCUGUUUUGAAGCCCACAAGGGCAAUUUUGUCCUCCAUGCUGUUAUAUAGCUGAAGGCUGUCUGUAAAUAUUCUUAUUAAAUUAUAAUGUUUUAUGAAAAUAUGACCUUCUGCAACAACCCUUCCUUUUGUUGCAGUGUACAGUUUUCUAGCUAGAUUGAGCAACUCAAUGUAGACUCUUAUUUUAGAACAAAUUCAAAAGUUUAAAUGAAUAUCCUUUCUAUUUGCAA
Molecule: messenger RNA, 3517 nt
Organism: Vigna unguiculata (cowpea)
Lineage: Eukaryota; Viridiplantae; Streptophyta; Magnoliopsida; Fabales; Fabaceae
Product: helicase-like transcription factor CHR28
Biological process (GO): DNA repair
Cellular component (GO): nucleus
Molecular function (GO): metal ion binding; ATP-dependent activity, acting on DNA; ATP binding
Source: RefSeq, a predicted model, not a curated record